ACCCUCCUUCUCAAAAUUUGAGUUUCAGAGGUUUGGAGAACUCGGUCAAUCAAACCGCGAAAGUCCAAAGGUAACGAAUUUCUGUCCUCUCUCUUAUUAACUGGGUUCCCUGCAUUACCAUUGUGGGCACAGUUUAGUUCACCAUGGUUAGGGAUUGUUGUAGAAAUUUCAUUCUGCUUUCUAGGGUUUUAUACUGGUGACUGUAUAUGACUUUACGGACCUGAAUUACGGCGUCGUUUUCUAUUGACAAAGUUGAUGAUCUUAGCUGUUUAAGUAGUUUAGGUGAUGUAAUGACUAUGGUUUAGAACAGAAGGCUGAAUUUGUAGAUAAGUUAGUGAUACUGAAGUGAAGAGGGGAGGACCUUAAUUAGGUACUGAGGGUUUGAUUGCAAGAAAUGAUAAAGGGUUGGUUCUGGAAUCGAAAGAUUGUUUGAAAGCCUUAUUAGUUUGUGAUAAGAGUAGAGGAAGAGAUGAAACAUUGGGGAAAUUACCGAUUUCGUUGAAUUGAAAAAUCCCCAGUGGAAGCACUCAUUCUCGUACUGAAAGUGUGCAUACUUUGCUUAAUAUUGUUGAUUUGGAGACGUAUACGAGAAUGGAUGGGAACAUGUUUAGUGAUGUGAAUGGACAGUAUGAUCCCAAACCGGAAUUCCAUGUUUAUGAUAUAGUAUGGGGGAAAGUAAGGGGUUAUCCCUGGUGGCCUGGACGGAUAUGUGAUCCUUCAGCUUCAUCGAAUGAGGCCAAGAUGCUUUUCAGAAAGGGUAGUUAUUUGAUAGAUUAUUUUGGGGAUCACUCAUUUACUUGGAAUGAAGCACCACAUAUUAAGCCCUUUCUGGAGUAUUUCUCGCAAAUGGAGAAGCAGAGCAACGAGGACGAAUUCCAAAAUGCCAUUGCUUGUGCUCUGGACGAAUUCUUAAGACGGGUAGAGUUGGGGGUGGUCUGUUCCUGCAUAUCUGAACAGGUAUAUCCAAAACUCAAAAAUCAGAUAAUUAUUAGUGAUGGAGUCAGGCAAGAAGAAGAAGACAGUGGAAAUGCUGGUGACGGUUCCCUGACCGCCGUCUCUUUUGAACCUCAGAAACUCAUUAUGCUUCUAAAGGAGUUUGCUCAGUUUUCAUAUGGAAAAGCUGACCAACUAGAACUUUCAACAUCAGUGAUCCAAUUAUCAGCUUUCUAUUGUUGGAAGAGUUCUCAGCUGUCACUGCCAACGGAGAAUGAUGCCUAUAUAUCAGUAUUGGGGGAGAAGACUCAAUGCAAUGUAUUAGGUCACAAUUCACUUCCAGUAACUACAGAUGAGAAGCUGGUGCAGAAAUCUAAAAGUAAAGCUAACAACAAUGAUCUGGGAUGUUGUGCAACAUUAUGGCUGAUGAAGAAGCAACGCACAAUUCACAACCGCAGGAAUAAAAUCCUGGUUCCACCCCUGUGUUUGUCUAUUCCAAUGACUGAUAAUGCAGCAGAAGGGGAAGCUAGUGGUUUGGUUGUUUUACCUUCCAUGAGUGAGAAUACAUCAGAAGGGGAAACUAGCAGUAAAUUGAUUUUGCAAUCUUCUGAUGAGAAUCCAGAGGAAGUUGAUGCUAUAGCGGAUGAAGAUGUGACGGCAGUAAGUGAAGCUGCACUUCCAGUAACAAAGGAUGUGAAAUUGUUGUGGAAAUCAGAAGGUAAAGAUAACUCAUUGCACAAGUGUAAUCUCAUGUCUGAGUGCAGUAUGAAUUCGAGUGAAAAGGAGAAAAUAUUGUCAGAUUUAAAGGCUUAUAAGUGUUUGUCUACUCCAAUGUGUCAGAACGGAUCAGAAGGGAAAGCAGGCAGUAAAUUGACUUUGCAAUCCUGUGUAAAGCGCAAGGCAGUUGAUGUUAUGGCUGAUGACUUUGCGCUGAAACAUAGGAAAAGUGAUUCAUCAACGAGGACUAAAGAUGCACUUCUGCUAACUAAGGAUGAGAUGUUAGUGAGGAAAACCGAAAGUAAAAGUAACUCGAUGCAUAAGUGCAAGCACAUAUAUGGAGAUAAAAUGAAUCCAAGUAAAGAACAGAAAAGCUUAUCGGAUUUAAAUGGUGAGAAGUGUUUGUCUCCAACAAGUGAGUAUAGAUUACCUUCUGAUCAUACAUUGACUUUGCACUCCUCUAGUAGUAUACAAAAGGAAGUUGAUCCUAUAGCUGAUGACUCUGCACUGGAAGAUUGGGAAAGCUAUUUAUCAGCAGGGGAUGUUGAGCAGUCUUUUGGAGUCGCAGAUUUUAUUAACAUGUUUCUACAGAGGGAGCACACUUCUGGAGCUGGAGAAAGGAUCUGUCUGGUUGAAUGAAAAUGUGUGAGAUCAAGAUCGUACAUCUCUCACAUUAUAUUUUGAUGUGGAGAAGAAUGCUGGAGAAUGGAGAUGGGAGUCUACGUUUGUUGUGAUUCAACUAGAUCAGUCAGGUCGGAGAAAGUUUAGAAUUAGGAACUCGUUGUUUCUUUGGAAAUUGAUAAGCUACUCCGAAUCUGGUUAAAAUUCCAUAUGGAUUUUGUGACCAAUGAACCUGUUUUUACUUUUA
Messenger RNA from Rosa rugosa (rugosa rose), 2518 nucleotides. RefSeq lists its product as uncharacterized. NCBI's taxonomy places the organism in Eukaryota, Viridiplantae, Streptophyta, Magnoliopsida, Rosales, Rosaceae. Bases 592 to 2289 code for a protein of 565 amino acids. The record is from RefSeq and is a predicted model, not a curated record. The transcript has 2 exons.